Messenger RNA from Micropterus dolomieu (smallmouth bass), 622 nucleotides. RefSeq names its product cocaine- and amphetamine-regulated transcript 4 (gene cart4). The transcript is spliced from 4 exons. Lineage: Eukaryota; Metazoa; Chordata; Actinopteri; Centrarchiformes; Centrarchidae. The record is from RefSeq and is a predicted model, not a curated record. The coding region runs from base 54 to 398 and encodes 114 amino acids. Gene Ontology annotation, molecular function: neuropeptide hormone activity. Gene Ontology annotation, biological process: positive regulation of MAPK cascade; G protein-coupled receptor signaling pathway; cellular response to starvation.
UAAUAAUCUGGUAGCAUCGUGACUCCUUUCUGUAGCAUUUAAUCUGUUUAGAAAUGUUUUUGGCGAUGGAGAGCGUGCGCGCCGCGGUCUACCUGUCCGUCUGUCUGUCCGUGCUGACAUCACUCUGUCAGGGUCAGAGGUCAGCCGACAACGAGCUGCCGCCGGCGCCGGACGAGCCGUUCAUCGGACUCACAACCAAAGAGCUGGCUGAAGCUCUGCAGGGCUUCCUGGAUGAAGCUGACAGCAGCGUCGGCCUCUCUGUGGAGAAGAAAGCCAGCGUCAUCCCGCGGUGUGACGUGGGCGAGCGCUGCGCGAUGAAACACGGGCCUCGGAUUGGUCGACUGUGCGACUGUCUGAGAGGAACGGCGUGCAACACCUUCUUCCUGCGCUGCUACUGAACACACACACACAGCUUGGACUUCUAUACCUGCGAGGACCUUCGACUAACAGCGAGCCCUGAACCUGAACCUGAAGGACCACAUGUCCUCACAGAGAUAGAAGGACACACUCACCUGUCUCACCUGGCUGUCUCUCUGCAUGUUUCUGUCUUUGUUUUACAGUUUCAGUGUCCGUCCCUCAGAUUCAUUUAUUUUUGUUAAAUAAAGAUUCUUCAUUAAGCUGC